Messenger RNA from Mesocestoides corti, 1521 nucleotides. Lineage: Eukaryota; Metazoa; Platyhelminthes; Cestoda; Cyclophyllidea; Mesocestoididae. The record is from the annotation of a GenBank genome assembly.
UUCUAUGCACCCUGGUGUGGAUACUGUCGUCAAUUCGAGGCAACUUAUGCAGAUGCUGCACGAGCCCUAGCUAGUGCUGAACCAAAUCUUAUUGUUGCCAGAAUUGAUGGGACACGCUAUCCGGUUGAAACAUCUUCGGCUGGAGUGAGAGGAUACCCUACAGUCCUGCUUUUUAAAGAUGGCAAGUCGUACACCUUUGCAGGCGAACGGACUGUUGAAGGUGUCUUGGUCUUCGUUCAAAGUGUUCUUGGCCCAGCUGUGGAAACGUUGGAUGACGAAAAGGCUCUUGAGAAGAAAAUUGAGCAGCAUUUUGACGAAGUCUUCUUCCUUUAUUGUGGGAGCCAGGAAGGCCGAUUGUGGGACGUCUUUAAUGAUACUGCUGGUGAAUUUAGGCUGCAAUUGCCUUUUUACCGGGUCGUGAGGAUUGGAUGUGAUGGUGAGAUUUUCGUUUAUAAAGAUGGAAGCCGCAAGCAGUUUUUACCGAUUGCGGUAAUUUCGAAUAUAGGUGACCUGCAGUCGCAACUGAGCGCCUUUGUCGAGGAAAAUCGUCAUCCAGCGUUCGGCCAGAUGUCGGUCUAUGAAAUCAGGCAAAUGGCAAGCGAUUCGGCUUUUGAAAACACGUCAAUCUGCAUACUUCUUAUCGAUCCAUUCUCCGAGUCUUCUAGAGUGUUAGUUUGGCGCAUAUUAACUUGCAAUUACUCGCACACGCCCAUAUUCCGGCCCCAUCAACACGGCUUCCAUGUGCACCAAGUCGAGUGCGAAAUCGGCAGAGAACUGGCAAUCGUCGACUCUACGCCCACUCUUAAACGUUUCAAGUUUGUGUGGACGGUUGACGAACGCGGUCUCAGUAGUCUGGCGAUGACAACUCUCGAAGCGCCGAACAUUCUCAUCUACAUGCCGGGCAAUGAAAGUCUUAUUCUGUACACACACCACAACCUCGCCGACACUACUGUUGGAAUAAGCAAGCAAAAUUUCAUAUCCUUCUUAGAAGACGCCGCGAAUGGACAAAUCCCAGUAAGCAUUCAUCCUGCCUAUGGCAUCAAGCAGUGCAAAUUUGGCUCUGCCCUCACUGGUCAUUAUGGCGGUCGCAGUUGGUUGACCACAGUUCGGCGGUUCGUAUUCGACUUCUGCGUCGGGUCUUUGGUAGGUCCUUACUCCCCCCGAGUUCCAUCAACUGUCUAUGACGCAAGUGUGUUGCACAUUGGUUGUUUCCCGCCUUUCUCCUUUGAGAACUUCUUUCGGACGUCACCGAUCCUUGCACUCUUAACGUUUGGGGUCCCCUUGGGCUGUCUUUCAUGUCUGGCCUACUGCAUCUGCUGCAGCCCAUUCGAUACCAUGGACGACUCUAGCUUCGACGACGACGACGUGGAUGCUGCCGCCCUUGAAGCCAGGCGUGCUCGUCUUCUGGACCGCAGCGUCUUGGACGCCAAACUCGGCCCCACGACAUACUACGACGCAGUCAGAGCUCGAUCCAUUUACAAACGUCUCGCUGGUGAGUUCGUUACCAAAGACGUCUCAUGA